AUGUCUGCUGUUACUUCCAAAGGGGAAACUCAUUCGGGCGCAAGGGAGGUUCUCGCGGCGGCGACAGAAUUUUUCAGGGACUCAUUUGGCGGGAGUGUGGAGACAAGCACGCGGGGGUCGGAGCCGAGAGCCAUGAGCCGGACGCUGUGUGAAGCCAGCCGUAAUGCCUUCAGUGCGCCAUGGUCGGAGGAAGAAGUUCGGACGGCGGUGCGAGAGCUGGCCCCAGGGAAGUCGCCCGGACAAGACGGCCUUCCCAAGGAACUCUUCGAACACAACUGGGAUCUGCUCGGCCCAGUGCUGAUGGAGUUCGUCGGCGACUUCACACGGUCGGCGGAGCUUCCCCGAGAUAUCUCAACCGCGGUCACGAUCCUGCUGCAUAAGAAGGGGAGCAAGGAGGAGUUAGGUAACUAUAGGCCAAUCACGCUGCUGAGCACGAUCUACAAAGUACUGGCGAAAGUAAUGGCGACAAGGUUUAAGAAGGUGUUGCACGAGGUGAUUUCGGAGGAACAGGUGGGUUUCUUACCCGGACGGAAGCUGGCUGACGCUGUUGCGGUGGUGGCUGACGCAAUCGAGGCAGGGGCCACUGGUGGGAAGGAUUGGUUUCUGCUGAUGGUCGAUUUCCAGAAGGCCUUCGACUCCAUCUCGAGGCCCUUCCUCUUCAGCACGUUGCGAGGGAUGGGAGUUCCGGAGGUCUUUGUGUCUUGGGCAGAGGGUCUGCACACAGGAGCAGGAACGAGACUGCACAUUAACGGUUGGACAGGCGACAGAGUUGCGGUAGAACGGGGGGUUCGGCAAGGCUGCCCGCUGGCACCAUACCUGUUUUUGUGCGCGGUGGAGCCGCUCUGCCAGGAGUUUGAGCAGCGGAGGCUGGGUGUCGGGGACGGGGGAGCGGAGAGGCUGGCGUAUCUGGGUUACGCCGACGACACGUCGCUCCUGCUACACGGAGAAGAACAGCUGGCAGCCACAGCGGAAGCACUGGAAAAUUUUGGGGAGAUAUCGGGGCUGAAGGUUAACAAGGACAAAACGGUGGUGUUCCCGCUCGGGAAAAACAGAGGGAGACUCCCGCCGGCGGACUUGCAGUACAAAUGGGUUGAUAAGGAUGCACCGGAGAGGCUGCUGGGUGUCUGGAUCACCCCGAACGGCGAUCCACUCCCGUCCUGGGAAAAGGUGUUAGACAGGGCACGUAAAGAAUUAGCCAAAUGGGAGAUUCAGCACCUAACUACAUCGGCAAGAGUCACGAUAAUCAACGGCUAUAUCUCGCCCAUUUUCAUGUUUCAAGCCUACAUUUACCCGCCGCCGGCGGAGAUAUGGACAAAGAUCAAGAGGAUCUGUCACAACUUCGUGUCGGGAGGCGAGGUGACAGAAGAGAAGGCCUUCAUUCUCUGGAACUACGAGCUGAUCUGCACACCAAGGGAGGAGGGGGGGCUGGGAAUGAUCUGCCCCAAGAAACGGUUCGACAGCAUAGCGGUGCAGAAUGUUGGGCGCAUGAUGCUGCAGGCAGCCUCAGUCAAGAAGUGGCUGACGGAACAGGCAGCGACGAUGCCCUUGGGCCCGGACACGAUUUACGCCCACCACUCCCUGCUAAAGCACUGGACGAAGGGCAGCAAGCGGUGGAAGGAUAUGGUGCGAGCGUUUUGGAAAUCGCCUUUCUGCGUCACACCGGAACCAGAGAAUCGCUGGGAGGUGGAGCGAGAGCAGCUGGCUUUCAACAGACGCAUACCUUUCCGGGGGAGCAGCCCCUUCGGGAACCAGAAAGGCUCGCUACGCUUACUGGGGCUGACGAUGGGCGACCUGAUCUGGCGACGGGAGGACGGCUCGCGGAAGCUGAAAGGCGAAGACACUCUGACAAGCGAGCUCGGUAGCGCAGAGACAGCAAAGCUGGCUCUGAAAGCUUUCAGGGUGGCGCCAGCCAGAUGGAAGGAAUUACUGCUGGAAACCCUGACGAGCGGAGAGAUCGCGGCUAAAGUCCCUCUGCUGCAGCACCAGAGAAAUGGUGCUUCACGCCCUACGCUCUGGAAAGUUAGCGGCACGGACAACGGCAAGGUGGUGGGGGUGUUGUGUCAUGAAGGCGCUGACGGAAAUUUCACAGUCGGGAGCGGUAAACACCCGGUCCACUUCGGGCUGCAAAGCGGGGAGCCGGUGGCAGCUGCGGGGGACAAGGUGUUGGGGCUAAUGGGUGAGGCGCGGACGAAAUUGCUGCAGUCCAAGCUAGGCAAGGACGGGGUGGUGCUGCCACUGAAAGAGAUUAGGAAGGAGCUGGUUAGCUCGGCAGGCACGCAAGUGGCGGCACGGAAACACGGCGUGGCUGCCUGGGAUGAUGAAUGGAAGCACCUGGCGGCAGAUGAGGCGGUUGUGAUGAAGCGGAUAUGCAGCAAAGGAAUACCGCUGACGUGGAGGCACAUCUUCAGCUCUAUCUAG
Molecule: messenger RNA, 2418 nt
Organism: Closterium sp. Yama58-4
Lineage: Eukaryota; Viridiplantae; Streptophyta; Zygnematophyceae; Desmidiales; Closteriaceae
Source: the annotation of a GenBank genome assembly